Molecule: messenger RNA, 895 nt
Organism: Cutaneotrichosporon oleaginosum
Lineage: Eukaryota; Fungi; Basidiomycota; Tremellomycetes; Trichosporonales; Trichosporonaceae
Source: RefSeq, a predicted model, not a curated record
UUCCGUUGUCGACGCUUGUGAGCUGCAGAGGUAGUGAAGACGCUUGUCCUCCCCAAGGCCGUGAGGAGCUCGUCUAAAGGACCCACCGUUGCAAACAGAUCGGCCGUGCGCGUCACGGUCCUCGGAAAGGUCAGCCACAAUCAAGCCGUUUUAGAGCGCCCAAGUAUCGUCCAUCUUCGUCCAUUAUGGUCCUUUCUCCAAUGGCCCCGCUUUAUUCACGACGGUCUCAACACUUCGAACUCCAUAAUAAUGCGGUACAACACAAAAGGAGGGCGAGCGUGGAUGGGUACACGCAGCGAGUCGGACUUGUCUUCUCCACCUCCUCUCCAUCCAUCAAACUUCGACUUGCAUUCAUCUCCAGGCGGAUGUGCCCCAUUCCCACUGAUAUAGUCCGAAGGAUUCGCACUAGAGGGCAUCCACCGCGGAGAAGCUCGUCACGCCGAAACGAUGCUGGAAUUGAUCACUUGAUCAUUCGCAACAGGAACGCGGCCACACAGAUCAUGCAGCGCGGAAUCCAUCCUCCGCCCAGAGGCGGCACCGCGCACGGCCGCGCCGCGCGGCGACUUACACAGUCUCGCACCCGCUCGGCUACCCCGUCAGCUCGCUCCGCACUCGUCUACUCGUCUACCCCGCACCUCGUCCCGCUCGUCUAUUUCCGGCUCUGGACCCGGGCACCUUCCGGAGAUUUCCGUGUUUGAGCCUAUGUCCGCGUAGCACUGCCAGACCGCAGCCGCGGCCGGCGAUAAACGCGGCGGCGGGCGCGCGGCGAUGGCCGCGCACGCGCGCUCGUCUAUCUCGCUCGACGAGUGCCACAUUAGUGCGGAGAUUGAGCGGCCGCCACGUCCGCUGCACGGAUGUCGCGGACAUCCUGCGGAAUAUCCGGGUGGGUGGACCU